AUGACACCGAAAUGGGUCCGGUUGGGUGUAGGGCUGGUAUUGGCUGGCGUACUCGCAACGGCGCCGGCACAUGCGGCGCGAUGCAUCACCAGCCAAGGCCAGUUCGAGGCCUACAAGCAGGCGCUCGCCCAGCAGGCCGCAUCGGCCGGGGUCGGCCAGCGCGGCAUGCAGGCCCUGCAGCAAUCCGGGAUUUCGGGGAUUACAUGGCGCUUCGAAUCCAACCCCUCCUCCCAGACCGGAACCCGCUACCGGAGCCCGGAACAGUUUCUCAGAAGCCGCUUUUCAAGCGUCAACUCGUUCGUUUCGGGGGCAAAGCGCCGUUUGGGCCAGAAGGCCGGCCUGUUUCAGGCGCUUGAACGCCAGUAUGGCGUGCCCGGCUCGAUCCUCGUUGCGAUCUGGGGUUAUGAGACAUCCUGGGGCGGCUAUACGGGCGACACGCCGAUCGUAAGCGGCGCGGUGACGCUCGCAUCCUACUGCCGGCGCCACCCGCGGUUCGAGGACGAUGCGAUCGCCGCGCUGAAGCUCGUCGAUCGCGGCGUCAUCUCGGGCAACAGCCGUGGCGGACCGUCCGGUGAACUGGGCCACAUGCAGUUUCUGGCGGGCAACUGGAUCCGGUUCGCGGUCGAUGGCAGCGGAGACGGGCGCGCCGAUCCCAACAAUUCCGCCGACGCGCUGGCGACCGCGGCCAACAUGCUGCGCCGCAAUGGCUGGCGCGCCGGCCAGCCCUUCACCGAGGGAUCGCGCAAUUUCCGUGUGCUUUCGGCUUGGAACGACAGCGGCAAUUACCAGCGUGCCAUUGCCUAUGCGGCAAGCCUGAUCGACCAGUAG
Messenger RNA from Effrenium voratum, 828 nucleotides. Lineage: Eukaryota; Dinophyceae; Suessiales; Symbiodiniaceae. The record is from the annotation of a GenBank genome assembly.